This is a messenger RNA of Acanthoscelides obtectus, 656 nucleotides long. The record is from the annotation of a GenBank genome assembly. Lineage: Eukaryota; Metazoa; Arthropoda; Insecta; Coleoptera; Chrysomelidae.
CUAGAAUGAGAAACGAGAAGGAUAGCGCUAGUCAGGGUAAAACAUUGGCAAAACAUCGUGGUCCAUUGUGGUAUUUCCAUAUAUGUUCUAAGCAUUUUUGGUGAAUGUUUGUUUUUAGUGACGUUAAAGAUUAAUAGUGAUAGUUUGCGACAAUUAUUAUAAACAUUUUUAUGCCGGACAGCCUUCAAGAGCUGUUGUUUUAUGUGAUAUUUGUUUAAAAAUGGUUGAAUCUUGCAGUGCGGUGAAUUGUUGCAAUAGACGCAGAAAAGAUGUGAAAAUGAAGUUUCACAUGAUACCUACAGAUCCUAACAUGAGGAAGUUGUGGUUACAUGCUAUAAGAAGAGAAAACUUUACUACCAGUACAACAACGGUAAUUUGUGAAAAGCGUUUCACUCCAGAGGAUUAUGAACUUAGUGUUCAUGGAAAUAAGGUACUAAAAAAAGUGGCAGUUCCAUCUGUCUUUGAUUUUCCAGCCCAUCUCAAGAAAGAACCUAGCCAUCGAAGGGUUUUGAAAAGAAAACAUGAAUAGAUAAUUUCUAGAAUGAACUAUGGUAUAACCUAUAUUGUACUCGUAUUAUAAUGAAAAACUGUGCAUCUACAGUAUUGUUAAUGCCAUUGUGCACAAAUAUUUUGUAUACAUAUAUAUAUAUAUAUAC